AACUAACCUUUUCCUAUGUUUUUUCAAGUUAACGUUGGUGAGGACUGUCCGGUAUUUGAUGGCCUCUUUGAGUUCUGUCAGCUAUCUACUGGUGGCUCUGUGGCAAGUGCCGUGAAACUUAAUAAGCAGCAGACGGACAUCGCUGUGAAUUGGGCUGGGGGCCUACACCAUGCAAAGAAGUCCGAGGCAUCUGGCUUCUGUUACGUCAAUGAUAUCGUCUUGGCCAUCCUGGAACUGCUAAAGUAUCACCAGAGGGUGCUGUAUAUUGACAUUGAUAUUCACCACGGCGAUGGCGUGGAAGAGGCCUUCUAUACCACAGACCGAGUCAUGACUGUGUCCUUUCAUAAAUAUGGAGAGUACUUCCCAGGAACUGGGGACCUACGGGAUAUCGGGGCUGGCAAAGGCAAGUAUUAUGCUGUUAACUACCCGCUCCGAGAUGGGAUUGAUGACGAGUCCUAUGAGGCCAUUUUCAAGCCGGUCAUGUCCAAAGUAAUGGAGAUGUUCCAGCCCAGUGCAGUCGUCUUACAGUGUGGCUCUGACUCCUUGUCUGGUGAUCGGUUAGGUUGCUUCAACUUGACCAUCAAAGGGCACGCCAAGUGUGUGGAAUUUGUGAAGAGCUUCAACCUGCCUAUGCUGAUGCUGGGAGGAGGUGGCUACACCAUUCGUAAUGUCGCCCGGUGCUGGACGUACGAAACAGCUGUGGCCCUGGACACGGAGAUCCCUAAUGAGCUUCCAUACAACGACUACUUCGAAUACUUUGGACCAGAUUUCAAACUUCACAUCAGCCCUUCCAAUAUGACUAACCAGAACACUAAUGAGUACCUGGAAAAGAUCAAACAGCGACUGUUUGAGAACCUGAGAAUGCUGCCCCAUGCACCUGGGGUCCAAAUGCAGGCCAUUCCUGAGGAUGCCAUUCCAGAGGAGAGUGGCGAUGAGGAUGAAGAAGACCCUGACAAGCGCAUUUCAAUCUGUUCCUCGGACAAACGAAUUGCCUGUGAGGAAGAGUUCUCCGACUCUGACGAGGAGGGAGAAGGCGGUCGCAAGAACUCUUCCAACUUCAAAAAAGCCAAGAGAGUCAAAACAGAAGACGAGAAAGAGAAAGACCCAGAAGAGAAGAAAGAAGUCACAGAAGAGGAGAAAACCAAGGAGGAGAAGCAAGAAGCCAAAGGGGUCAAGGAGGAGGUCAAGUUGGCCUGAACAGACCUCUCCUCUCCAGUUCUGGCUUCUUGCCAAGUUCCCCACCUUUAUCCCACAACCCCUCAGAUUUUAUAUUUUCUAUUUCUCUGUGUAUUUAUAUAAAAAUAUAUUAAAUAUAAAUAUCCCCAGGGACUAGACAGGAACCAGGGCCCUGAGCUCAGGGCACACGUGUUAGGUGAGCUUUUCUAGUAGCUGCCUCGCCACCCAUCCCUCCCGAACUCUUAAUUUUGAACCAUAACGGAUGCCAGGUCUGGGUGGAAGGGGUACACUUAAAGCAGCCAUAGGACAAAAUGUUGAAGUGCCUGCCUAGUAGCUUUGAAAAGGUGCCCUUAUUGAGCAUUUUAGAAGGGGUGGCUGGGUCUUCAGGGACUCCCUGUUGUUCUCAGGCUCUUGUCAUCAGCCAUUUUUAGAUUGAUUCUGUUCUCAUACCUUCCCACUGGCCCCCAGUGAGCCAAGAAACUCACACUGCCUGCCCUCUCUGUCCUCCCCACAAUUCUGCAGAUGAAGAUUGGUAGUCUAGUUUCCUUUUUGAGAUACUAUUUUCGUUUUUGUGAGAAUCUUUGUAAUAAAAUGGUACAUUUCUACAC
Molecule: messenger RNA, 1784 nt
Organism: Physeter macrocephalus (sperm whale)
Lineage: Eukaryota; Metazoa; Chordata; Mammalia; Artiodactyla; Physeteridae
Gene: HDAC1
Product: histone deacetylase 1
Exons: 11
Coding region: 16-1197 (393 amino acids)
Biological process (GO): negative regulation of transcription by RNA polymerase II
Cellular component (GO): nucleus; NuRD complex
Molecular function (GO): histone deacetylase activity
Source: RefSeq, a predicted model, not a curated record